Symbiodinium sp. CCMP2592 is the source of this 447-nucleotide messenger RNA. Lineage: Eukaryota; Dinophyceae; Suessiales; Symbiodiniaceae. The record is from the annotation of a GenBank genome assembly.
AUGGAGCUUGAUACGGACGUGCCGCCGCCGCCGCCUCCACCACCACCCCCGGCGGAGACAGUCGUGGAGGAGGCGGAAGAGCCUCCGCCGGAGCCACAUUGGCGAGACAGGAACAUGGAGGCCUCCAAGCGCGCGGCUCCGGGCGACACGGCGCGUGAGCUGAGCGCGUUGCUGGCUGCGCUGGGCACGGAGUCCCCGCGCUCCAGUGGCGCGGCCAAGGAGAAGCAAGUGGAGGAAGAUCCGAAGACGCCGCUCGAAGAGCCCGUAGAAGAGGUCUCGCCUGGCCGUGAGGACAGAGCAGCAUUGGGCGAGAGGUCCAGCUGCGCCAGCCGGCGUGCGGCCCCAGGUGACACGCUCCGCGAGGAGCUUCGCGUCAUGCGCCUUGGCGCAGAAGCGGACGCUCCAGCGCUCGAGCGGCAUCACACUCAGCGCGGCCGCGGUCGCUGA